This is a messenger RNA of Drosophila ananassae, 974 nucleotides long. RefSeq names its product ubiquitin-conjugating enzyme E2 variant 1 (gene Uev1A). Gene Ontology annotation, cellular component: nucleus. Lineage: Eukaryota; Metazoa; Arthropoda; Insecta; Diptera; Drosophilidae. The transcript is spliced from 4 exons. Gene Ontology annotation, biological process: DNA damage tolerance; protein K63-linked ubiquitination. Bases 118 to 555 code for a protein of 145 amino acids. The record is from RefSeq and is a predicted model, not a curated record.
ACUUGUUGAAGUGGAACGUGGAACUCCAACAAAAUAGUAUGACCGUGAUUGGUUUUAAGGAAAUAAAGACAUCGGCGGACUGUUUGCAGAAACUGGCAACUCUAGCAAAAAACCACAAUGGCGAAUACAUCGAGUGCCGGCGUUGUGGUGCCACGAAAUUUCCGCUUACUGGAGGAGCUGGAUCAGGGCCAAAAGGGCGUGGGCGAUGGCACCAUAUCGUGGGGCUUGGAGAACGACGAUGACAUGACGCUCACCUACUGGAUCGGCAUGAUCAUUGGUCCGCCAAGAACACCAUUCGAGAAUCGAAUGUAUUCGCUAAAGAUCGAAUGCGGUGAGCGCUAUCCAGAUGAGCCGCCAACGCUCAGGUUUUUAACUAAAGUAAAUAUUAAUUGCAUUAAUCAGAACAAUGGCGUGGUUGAUCAUAGAUCAGUGCCAAUGUUGGCCAGAUGGAGUCGUGAGUAUACUAUAAAAACGAUGCUGCAGGAAAUUCGUAGGAUUAUGACCAUGAAAGAGAACCUGAAGCUGGCACAGCCACCAGAAGGAAGCUGUUUUUAGUCGACAACAUCCAUUAGUAACAACAACAACAACAACAGCAACCACAGAGCUAGGAGCAGCGGCAAUCGCAACGAACAAGAUAAACCAAAUCAUCUGUAUCUGUAUCUGUCCAAGACCAAGAUCCGCCAACCUGCUGAUGGCUGCUGGCGGAUGAUCGUUUUGCUGUAGCUGCUCCUGCCAAGGAUUUUGAUGAACGUAAUAGGAGAUUGAUAAGAUCGAGUGCGGUUAUUGUGGAAAGAACAACAACCAAAUGCAAGCUAUAUACUAUAAGUAACACUGGAACAGCCGCUAAAUGCGAAAUGCGUCCCUUCCGUCAUGAAAACUAUGUCAUCGCGUUUGGUUACUUUACUCUACUUCACCCAACAAAACAACCUUCUUAAAUAAGAAAUAAAACAACAGCGAGAGAAAUGCCUACGAAA